UCAUCAGCGUCAUCGCCAGUCUUUCUGCGCACUUAACCGAAGGCGACUGUACAUACAACACCUCAGAUAUUGUUAUUCUGCGUCAUUUCUAAAAGGAUUUCAAGCGCAAACAUGGCGUCAAACGAUUAUGGCCAAACCUCAAGCCAUGGGUAUGGGGGUUAUGGAGGACAGUCCGGCCAGAGCUACAGUCAACCUUCUGCCCAGAACUACAGUCAGCAGAGCUAUGGAGGAUACAACCAAAGCUCAGAGAGCAGCUCUGCUCAGUAUAAUCAGGGUGGAUACAGCUCCAACUAUGGACAGUCCCAGUCAGGAGGAUAUGCGUCUCAGGCCCCCUCUCAAGGCUACAGUCAGUCCAGUCAGUCGUAUAGCUCUGGUGGCUACAGUAACACUAGCCAGCCUCCACCAGCUCAAAGCGGAGGCUACAGCCAGCAGUCUUCUUAUUCUGGCUAUAACCAGUCUUCUCCUGCAUCUGCCCCUGGUGGCUAUAGCAGCAGCUCUCAGUCUUCAGGCUACGGUCAGCAGCAGCAGAGUGGAGGUGGGUAUGGAGGCAGUGGUGGUCAGUCUGGAGGAUAUGGGAGCAGUGGGGGCCAGAGCAGUGGAUUUGGGGGUAGCGGAGGCCAACACCAGUCCUCUCAGUCUGGAGGAGGGUCUUACAGCCCAUCUCCUAACUACAGCUCUCCUCCACCACAAAGCUAUGGGCAACAAAGUCAGUAUGGACAGGGAGGUUAUAACCAGGAUAGCCCACCAAUAGGUGGUGGAGGAGGUGGAGGGGGGUAUGGUGGUCAGGAUGGCGGAUACAGCCAGGACGGUAGAGGUGGACGUGGCCGUGGAGGUGGCUUUGGAGGUCGAGGAGCGGGUGGGUUUGACAGGGGUGGUCGUGGAGGACCCCGUGGCAGAGGAGGAAUGGGAAUGGGCGAUCGCGGAGGAUUCAAUAAGUUUGGUGGGCCCAGGGAUCAUGGAGCCGGUGGGCCCAAUAUGCAGGAGCAGGAUAACUCUGACAACAACACCAUCUUUGUACAAGGUCUUGGAGACAACUAUACUGUGGACUCGGUCGCAGACUUCUUCAAACAGAUCGGUAUCAUCAAGGUGAAUAAGAAGACAGGAUUACCCAUGAUAAAUCUGUAUACAGACAGAGAGUCAGGGAAGCUUAAAGGGGAGGCUACUGUUUCCUUCGAUGACCCUCCUUCAGCAAAAGCGGCCAUUGAUUGGUUUGAUGGCAAAGAUUUUAAUGGAAAUCCAAUCAAGGUGUCCUUCGCCACCCGCAGAGCUGAGUUUGGUCGUGGUGGCGGCAGCGGUGGCAUGAGAGGUGGUCGUGGUCGGGGAGGGCCAAUGGGUCGUGGGGGAUUUGGGGGUGGCAGAGGUGGUGGUGGUGGUUUCCAAGGCAACAAUGGUGGUGGUAGUGGGAACGGCGGCGGUCAGCAAAGAGCAGGAGACUGGAAGUGUUCAAACCCGACAUGUGGAAAUUUGAACUUCUCAUGGCGAAACGAGUGCAAUCAGUGCAAAGAACCCAAACCGGAAGGAAGUGGAGGAGGAAUGUCCCCGAUGGGAGGUGGUUUUGGAGGAGAGCGGGGCAGAGGUGGCUUUGAUCGAGGUGGUUUCCGCGGUCGUGGCGGCGAUCGAGGAGGCUUCAGAGGAGGAAGAGGAGGAGAUCGCGGAGGAUUCGGACCUGGAAAGAUGGACUCAAGGGGUGACCACAGACAUGACCGCAGAGACCGCCCCUACUAACAUCUCUUUUGUCUAAAUCCGACUUUUAAUUCUACGUGGGACCAGUAUUCAAUCCACAUUUUUCCUCAAGUUUUGUGUUGUAUGUUGUUAAAAUAAGUGUUUUUGUUUUAGUUAUGCUAUUAUUAUUAUUAUUAUUAUAUAUUUUUUACUAUUUUUCUGUAUGAUCUCAUAUUGUUAAUUAUGACUAUUUGUUUUUAUUUUCUUUCUCUGAAUUUGCUGGUGGUUAGGUCACCUUAGUAAUAUUUGUGCAAUUUAUCAAAUGUACUUUCUUUGACCUUUUUUGAAAGAUGUGAAUUAAAAUGAAAACCAUUUGAAGGAA
Danio aesculapii is the source of this 2044-nucleotide messenger RNA. It is a transcript of the gene fus, whose product is annotated as FUS RNA binding protein. Gene Ontology annotation, cellular component: nucleus. Gene Ontology annotation, molecular function: RNA binding; transcription coregulator activity. Lineage: Eukaryota; Metazoa; Chordata; Actinopteri; Cypriniformes; Danionidae. The transcript has 15 exons. The coding region runs from base 112 to 1725 and encodes 537 amino acids. The record is from RefSeq and is a predicted model, not a curated record. Gene Ontology annotation, biological process: regulation of DNA-templated transcription.